AUGGCCAGCUCUUUGGGCGCUUUUAAUCUUUCUCGGUCUUAUAAUCCUCCCCUGAUUGCGCAAGAGAUUUCCUGCACAUAUCCUAUCAGUGACGUGUACGGCCCGACCCCCAGAUACGUUUACUACGCGUGCCUGUUCCUGAGUUUCUUGACUCCACGGUACGGCUGGCUGGCGCAUGCUAUUCUCGGAGUCGCUGUCGCGUACGCUGCAACUGCAGCCGUUCAGGCCUUCAUCCUGCUCUCGGCAAGACUGGUUCCGGCACCUGUUCAGAACGUAACGAUUCCAUACGUUCCCGGUACUAACUUGACAGGCUACUUCGCGGGUAUCGAUGCCCUAGUGACCAACACAGAUUAUGUCAAAAUCCAGCCCGAUUACCUAGAGCUUGAUAUCGAUGCCGUGACUAGUGUGGUUAUCACCGCAUAUCUCGUGGGGCUGCCAUUGCAAUGUUGGUCACGAAUCACCCGCGCAAGUACAGCCCUCCACAGACUGGUCUUGGCCUGGAAUCUGGUUAUGCUUGCUGCUUCCAUCUCGGUACUCAUUCUCUGGCCUCAUCUUAAUGUUGCCCCUGCCCAGUAUCGCUUCUGUUACGCUAAUGUCGAUGAUGGAGAUUCGUUCCAGAAUAACAAUGGCUGGGAUAGCGACUACUGGGAUCAAACAUGGAAUCAAACAGUAUGGCGCCUUUUUGGUCAACCUAUUCUCGACAAUGCUUUGUGGUUCAACUAUACUUCGAACUGCAUGUAUCCGUGCUUCAGCACUUCUCAAAUAUUACGACAAGCGUCCUCUCUGAGAGCUUCCGCAUUCACCCCGAAUGCUCCGGGAGCCAGGCUGCAUACAGAUGAUGGUUACAGCAAAGAUGAUUUCCAACCUUUGAUUUAUACCGCCAUCACCUGCUUCACGGCAGCUCAGCUAUUCUUGCUGGCUAUGGGCCGUUUGAAACUUUGCACAAGGCGGGUUCCCAUCUACGAACCUCGCCAGAUCUGGGCCAGGAGAAAAGAGAUUUGGCGGAGUUUUGACGACGAUUUUAAGCGAGGAUGGGCGCAUCUUACGAACAUCUUGCGGAGUCCACUGAAAGCCUUGAGAACACUACACUUACCUCGACAAAGGAACAUCACUACACCAAUUCGGCAACAUCCUCUCUUUCUAUUCAGUAUUGAUCUCCUGGUCAUGUUAGUACUGAUCGCGGCAAUGCUGCUUGGUCCUCUCACCGUUAUCGCAUUCAUUAUCUGGAUCGAACGUUACAUUCACCAGGAUGGCACGCCUACUGAGAGCCCACAGGCCGUCGGACAAUGGGGCAUCGCGGUUGAGUUGGGAGUUGUCCUUGUCGCUGCCUGUGUUCUCCGAUUGAAGCACCGCAUCGCCUCAGAGGAGGAGAUUAGGCGAGAAAUUGAGCAUCGAACGGUGGAGUUGGAUAAGCUAAGGUGUAUUGCAGACAGCAAAAGAUCGGAUGCACUGCCUAGGACAGAGGAACAGCAGACUAAAUAA
Molecule: messenger RNA, 1482 nt
Organism: Exophiala spinifera
Lineage: Eukaryota; Fungi; Ascomycota; Eurotiomycetes; Chaetothyriales; Herpotrichiellaceae
Exons: 1
Coding region: 1-1482 (493 amino acids)
Source: RefSeq, a predicted model, not a curated record